This is a messenger RNA of Acaulospora morrowiae, 684 nucleotides long. The record is from the annotation of a GenBank genome assembly. NCBI's taxonomy places the organism in Eukaryota, Fungi, Glomeromycota, Glomeromycetes, Diversisporales, Acaulosporaceae.
UGCGCAAAGAUGGCUGAUAAACCCAACCCUUUCCUCGACGAGGCUAAUAAAAAUCCCCCUCCUUCCUACGAACCUCGCGGCGCUAUUCAUGGGCAUGGUAAUAGCGAAAAGUAUAAAGCUUUGACAGGCGAGGAGGAGGCGGACGUUACAGCUGCCGCCGCUGUAAAUCCUGGCAUCGAAACUUCGGAUCCUAAGAAAAUGAUUUAUUCAGGAUCGGGAAUACUAAUAAACAAGAGGCCAAGUCAAAAGAGAUUAAUAUUUAGGUUUUGCACACUUUUGACAAGCUUUGGGGCACUUAUGUGCAUGGCGGGAGCCCCCUUGUAUUCAAAAAAAUCUUCGCCACCCAGCGGUGCAAACGAGGCCGCUAUUGUAUUCACCUACAUUGUAUCCAGUGUAUCAACAAUUGUGUCAUUAUUCUUUGUUGUGCUCUAUUUUAUGCGCCUUCUGAAGGAUGCCAACAAAGUGUCAAGAUGGAUAUUGCACGGAAUUGAUUUGGUGUUGGUGGUGAGUUAUGGCUGCUUGAUGGUUUACCUUAUCAAAGGAUUUUCAUGCAAACCCGGCACUGAGGAUGGAUGGUGCGACUUCUAUAAUUUCAGUAUAUUCUUUACCGUAUUGUGUUUCUUGCUUUACGUAGUUUCGUUCUUCUGGGAUCUUGCUGGAACAUUUAAAAUUGUGAAAAAGUAG